AUGGUGUUACGCAGCAAGGAGCUUGACAAGCACAUCAAAGAAGCCGAAGAAGCUGGACGUCAGGUGGAUAGCUACAGUCCUGGUCAGACUCUGAAGCAUUUUGUGCGGGACUGGGCAGAACAGGGCGCGAAAGAGCGUGCUGACGCUUUCCCUUGCGUUCUCAGCACGCUCUCAGAUCUCAAAGGCGACGUUUCGAAGGGCGCCUCUUUGAAAGUGCUACUCCCGGGGUCCGGGCUUGGUCGGCUUGGCCACGAAGUUUCCAGUCUCGGAGAUUUCGAAGUAACUGUCAACGAGUGGUCGAUGUUCAUGAACGUGGCGUACAGAUUCCUGGAAACUCGUACAACGACUCGGUCCUUCGCUCUACAUCCGUUUAUCGAUGGAAUGUCACACCAUGCUACGACGAGCGACAUGCUGCGUAAAGUCACGGUGCCCGAUAGAUCUCCAGAUCCUUCGGUUUUGCUGGUCGAAGGCGAUUUCAAUACUGCCUUCGCCGACCAAGGUGGGCAGUAUGACAUUGUGGUCACACAUUUCUUCAUCGACACAGCCCGCAAUCUCAUGUCAUACUUUGACACGAUCAAAUUUCUGCUCAAGCCCGGCGGCAAAUGGCUGAAUUUUGGGCCGCUACUCUACGGUACUGGACCAUUCGUUCAAUUGAGCUUGGACGAGAUCAUCGCGGUUGUGGAAGAGAUGGGAUUCGAAUUCGAGGAUAUUGGCAGCGAGUGCGGAUCUCUUACGUUUGAGGACAAGAAAGUCAGAAGUACCGAGGCUGAGUAUGGCUUCAACACUAAGGCGCUGACGAAGAACGCUUAUUCGGCGCAGCUCGAGUUGAAUACUCCCUUCCCUCCAGUCGAACAACGGAUUCAGAUGGAGUCCUCCGCUUCAACUACACCUACUCCCAAAUUUACCGUCCUCUUCAAGAUCAUCCCUGGGCCAGGCAUUCGGCCACUUCAGUCAGAUGGUCAAUACUAUCCUAGACACGCCGUCCACGAGAUUCGCCUGCAAUGGCUCAAGACCAUGUUCGCACCUCAUGACCUCAUCAAGAUCUUGCCGUGCCUCAAUCCUUGGAAUGGAAAUGCCUUUCCCGAGCUGUUCAUCGCUACUUUUCGAGACUUCGAUGCGUAUCACGGUGCCCUGGGUUCCUGGAACAGUACGGAACUGGAGCCAAAUGCGUUCAUCAGGAUGGUCGUAUUCCUAAAUAUAAUUGAGGAGGAUACGAAAACCGCACAGCUUCUAGGUCCUAUCCAGGGGUCGAAGACGGUCAAGCCAUCUAGGAAUUUGCCUGCACCUCCCCUCUACCAUCCCGAGAACUUGUUCGAGGAUUGGUGGGCUGCGCUAGAUCCUGAUAAUUGGAACCAGCGCCGCCGUCGUAUCGAGCACAAGGCUCUGCUCUCUCACUGCGGCGCAUGGUUGUACUAUAGUUAUUCUGGUGAGCGAUCGUUCCGUUCAGACCCCAUUUCAUUCUCAUUUGAGACGCCUGCGAUCUUGGAAUACGAGUUCCUCAGCCGGAACUUACGGAAUAGCCGGAAGAAAGAGGCAGAGGAGCCGGUUACAACGAUCGAUUGGGACGCGACCCACCAGUGCCGCAAGCUAUCGCUACAGCUGAGCUCAUCUUUCACCAUGUACAUGGAGCAGCUCAAGAUUGAUUCGCCAUCUGCCUCAUCCGAUGAAGAAGAUGCUUUUGAGCUCGAGAAUGAGGCUCGCCCUGACACACCGAACACAUCACCACCAACCUCGCCGCGGACAGGUUCCGACCUACUCUCCGCUCAUGGUAUAAAUUUAAUGUCCUUGGAAGAUUUCGAGGAACAUCUUGGGCGCGAAACCUCUCUUGCAAUCAGACCUUCUCACUUGCAGCCUGGUAUCAAGAGCACGCAGGCCGUUGUAGCCCCUGCGACAGGUUUGAUGAAGGAACUCGAAACCUUGAUGAGCCGCCUUCCCACAUAUUCGGAAGAGGAACUCGGCAUUCCAGAUAUGCGCAAGGAAGUCGCUGCAGCGUGGGUUCUUGAGCCUGAGGAUAUCGGCGACCUGAGUAACAAGCAUUCUCGGUCCUCUAAUCCUACAUCUAUUUACGACUUUAUGAACGGCGAGUAUGCUUUGCGGCAGCGAGGAUCGCCAGUAGAGCCGUUCGGAUUACGGCCGUCCGACCACGGCCCCGUGGCUGCAUAUACAGCCGAGAGCACCACGUAUCUUUUCACUGACCAGAUGGCAGCGUGGUAUGCCGCUGCGGACGAUGUGAAGCCAGCCGGUCACAGUAGCCAAGACUUCAAUGACAACCUAGCAGCACUAAUGAAGGGAUGUGCGGCAUCAACCGCAUCUGGGGACACUGCAUCACCUCAGUCCUCAUCGAUCGAGCUUGUCGUUCAAUCCUCGAACGAGUCCCAUAUCGAUCCGGAACAAGAAUGGUAUGCUUCACUUCUGGCCGAACCGAAGGUCGAGAAGGUCUAUAGCUCAACUAUCGAGCAUGGAACCAGCAAAGAGUCUUAUCCUGGUGAUAUACUUCAGGCACGACUAAGUGCCCAGGCAUGUGACGAUGAGCUCUUGGCGGCGAACGACAUCACGGAGCAUGUCGCAGGCCCCAAGAACUCACAGCUUGUUGAAGUCGCCCACAUCACAUCUAAGGAUGGCGAAGAUGCGGAAGUGGCAGUCAUUCCGUGUUCUGACGACCAACAACUCCCCAAUGAUGGUCUCAUGGUUUCAUCCAGCUUCGAGCUUCUUCUGGACGAGCAUGUUCCUCCCGAGAGCAGCGCUUUGGAGAUGAUCGGUACGCCAACCGUAGGCACCACUUGCGACACUUCGUAUUUCUGGACGAAGCUCUUCAUGCUCCCAGUCUUCGACUACUUCUCGCUGGGUCUUCUUCCGACUCUGAUCCACCACCCGAUCUUCUCACUUCUCGUCUUCCUCAUGCUGUAUGUGGUCAGCCUGCAAUUCCAGGAACUCAAAGAAAAGAACGAGCGUCUUCGGAACUACAAUGAAGUGUUGCGCGGCAUGUGA
Molecule: messenger RNA, 2988 nt
Organism: Parastagonospora nodorum SN15
Lineage: Eukaryota; Fungi; Ascomycota; Dothideomycetes; Pleosporales; Phaeosphaeriaceae
Exons: 3
Coding region: 1-2988 (995 amino acids)
Molecular function (GO): S-adenosylmethionine-dependent methyltransferase activity
Source: RefSeq, a predicted model, not a curated record